This is a messenger RNA of Anopheles arabiensis, 7233 nucleotides long. RefSeq lists its product as uncharacterized. Bases 291 to 4598 code for a protein of 1435 amino acids. Gene Ontology annotation, biological process: spermatogenesis. The transcript is spliced from 6 exons. NCBI's taxonomy places the organism in Eukaryota, Metazoa, Arthropoda, Insecta, Diptera, Culicidae. The record is from RefSeq and is a predicted model, not a curated record.
GUCAGAUUUUCUGCUUAAUCAGCGCUCUCGCUGGCAGGUCGCGAUCAAUCGUUUCUCUCCGCUCCGUCGAUGCUGGUCGUGCUGGUGAAAAAGCGCACUACAAUUUCGCCCCGUCUCGUACGGCAGAGAAGUAGCUAAUUGUGCGUGGAAAAGUAUACUAAACCAAUCCGAUUGACGUCCGAUUCGACCGGUAAACGGUGCGCGGUGGACGCUUUCCCCCAGCGCGUCUUCCACAGUGGGAUCGCGAAAACCCAGAAACCCCCCAACCCAGAACGACACGCACACACAAAAUGCCUUCACCCAGUGGGAACACCAAAACGGCCACCGCCACCCCAACAAACGGUGGUGGUGGUGCCCUAUCGGAGGAAGCCCUGGCAGCCAUCUCGGUCGUGCGGGCCCUUGUGGCCUCGCGCAAAGAAACGUCCAACGUGCUGAGCGUGCUGCGCGACUACCGACAGCUCGAGGGCGAUCCGCUGCCCUACCGAAAGUUUGGUUUCUCCACCGUUGAGGAGUUUCUGCUCGCGAGCGGCGAGUUUCUGAUCAAGGCGAGCGCGGGCGAAUCGACGCGCAUCUACAUCAAGCCGAACCGCGACUCGGCCCACAUCCAGAACAUGGUGGCGGCCCAGAAAACGACCAAGAGCGGCGGCUCGGGCAAGAAGUCGAGCUUUGUCGCGCUGCGCCAACCGACCGGACCGUGGAGUGCGAAGGGUUUCGCCAGUCCGACGACCGCGUACAGCCGCAUCUACCAGCAGAUGUCGGGCGGGGGGCGCACGACAAACAGUGGCAGCGGCUACUCGCCCAAGAAGUCGGUCACGUUCGGGGCGGUGCCCCAGCAGCAGCAGCAGCAAUCGCCGAAAGGGUUCCGGUCCCAGGGUUUUUGGACGACGAACAGUGGUGGAGGUGGUCAGCAGCAAGCACAGGGACAGCAGUUGCGGGCAAUUACCAAGAGCAAAGCGACUGCUUCGACCCAGCAGAACGCGCAGCGCAAUGGAAACUCAGCCUCGCCCGAGGCGAACAAUAACAGCCGCUCGACGAAGAAUUACAAUCUCAAUGGAGGCGGACAGCAGCAGCUUUCUUCCAACGAUUUACGACACAGGCUGAACGAGCGGAACAGCACGCUCAGCCGCUCGUCGGUCGAGAUGCGCCAGGCGGCCAAAGCGCUCGCAACCGUUUCCUCCAACGUGGUCGGGGUGGGUAAUGCCGUCCGGCAGAGUGGUGGUACUACUGCACGAAAGCAGCUACCGUUUAGCGUCGAAGACAAAAGCGCUAAAAAGCCACAGCAGCAGCAGCAACAACAGCAACUGGGAUCGAAUGCACGAAAUGCAUCGCAAGCGAAGGAAGCUGCCGCUCGCAACGGUGGUAGUAACAGGCUGAACGUCGUGUUGUCCGGAUCCGGUCGGGUGGUUUCGUUGCCAAUGCCGCCCGCCCCGCUGCCGCUGAUGUCGAUCGCGGUCCCGCCACCGAUCACCACCGCUCCAGCGAAAAGUGUAAACUCAAGACUGAACGUGGCGAAGGCAGCAGUGCCGGGAGAGGGCAGCAGUGCACCCACCACUCCUGCGUUCGCACCAGCACCCGCACGAGCACCUGCUGCUGCUGCUCCGGCCUACCAGCGGGCGAAAUCACUGGAUGAACGGACGUCCACUGCCGUCACCGCCGCCUAUCCCUACCAGGGCGCUCGUGUACCGCCCAAUGCGAUGCCUUACAUCGAGCCGCCCAAACUGCCCACCCUGCCGGGCAAGAAGUCGCUCCAGGAUCGGCUAAAGAUCAACCAGGAGGUGGCGGACGAGGAUCUGGAGAAGGUGGCCAAACUGCAGACCUCUCCUCCAAUCGUCACCGAAUCGACACCGCCAAUGGAAUCGAAACUACCGUCCAAAACAACAACCCUUCCAAGCGGUACCAGCUUCUACCCCACUAACGGCUCAUCCUACACCGCAUCGGGCAUGGUGAAUGGAGCCGCAACGGGUGGCGUGUUCACCUGGGACGACCCGAACGCUACGCCGGUCGAGAUACUGAUGCGGUAUAGCCAGCACAAAGGCUUUGCAAGGCCGGAGUACGGUUACUACAAGCUGAAGAGCGGCCGCUACCAGUGCCUGGUGACGGUGAACGGUUCCUCCUACUCGACCUACCCGGAAGACUUUGUCAGCCAGUUCGAGGGCCAGUUUGCGGCGGCGAUGAACGCGAUCGAGGCGAUCCGGCGCGACGAAUCGCGCCAGCUGUACAGCAAGUGUUUGGACUCGGACCGCGACAUUGCGCACCACAUCCAUGGGCUGCUGGCGAGCUGCCCGCACGGCAUGUUCAGCAAGAACAUCCCGAACGCAUUCCAGGAGACGCACCGGGCGCUGCUGCCGGACCACUGGUUCGCGAUCAUCGACCAGUACGCGAACCAGCUGUUCGUGCUGGAGGACGGCCCGAACGGGGACUGGAUUGUGUACGCGCGGGAGCAACCGUCCGGGUCGGACGUGGAGUCGAACACGUCCGAGGCGUGCCAGAUGGCGGUAAAUCAGCUGACGCUGCCGUGGGACGACCAGUACUGGAAUCUGUACGUCACGAAUCCGGUCUCGACGGUGGAGGUUUGGGCGCGGCUCGUCGGCAAGGAGUAUAGCGACAAGAUGGACUCGCUCAUUACCGACAUCGAAAUGUCGAUGAUGACGAACCAGGCGAGCGCGAAAAAGGACGUGGCAGCCGCGGUCGGCGAGUACUAUCUCGUCUCGAUCAGCGACUGCUGGUUCCGGGUGCGCGUGGUCGAGAUCAACUACGAGACGAACCAGUGCCAGUGCUUCUUCAUCGACAUCGGCGACAGCGAGCAGCUGGCCCUGGAUCAGCUGUACCGCUGCGAGCCGCAGUACCUGGACCUGCCCGCCCAGGCCAUCUGCUUCACGCUCGAGGGGCUGGAAGACUUUAGCGAAAACCCGACCGCCAAACACAUCCUCGGCCAGCGCAUCAACCAUCGCGUGCUGAUCGGGAUGAUACUGUCGAAGCGGGAGGAAUACGAGCAGGCCGAGCAGCGGGACGGCAUUGGGUCGAGCUCGCUGAAGGUCGUGCUGUACGAUACGUCGUCGGCGGAGGAUGAGGUGGUGAAUCCGAUACUGCUGCAGCAGAUCUGCAAGAGCAUGCCGGUGCCGGAGCUGAACCGGAAGUCGGUCAACUACGUAAGCAUUACGUACGUGGACGACCAGGGUGACGUGUACUGUCAGAAGGACGGUGCGAUGAACUACAUACAGAAACUGAUCACCAAUCUGACACAAUCGGACGCACUGGAGGACCAGCACCGUGGCCUGUACAACACCAAAGCGUCCGACCAGCAGCAGCUCUACCUGGUGCAGGACGAAACCGACGGCAAAUGGUACCGUGCGGUGCGGGAGGCGGAAGAGUCCGGCCCGUACUGCCGCAUGCACUAUGUCGACAUCGGGUGCCGGCGGCGAGCGAACGUGCAAAACAUCUAUCGGCUCGAUUCGCUCAGCCUCGGGCUGCGCAGCUACCCGCCGCAAGCCAUCCGGAUGCGCAUGUACGAGCUGCCGGGCUGUGCCGAUCCGCAGGUGCUGUCCCGCCUGCGCGCCUUCCUGAAGCCGGCCGUCCCGGCGAUGGCGAAGGUGUUCUCGAUGGCGUCCGCCAUCCUGCCGCUGGUGAAGCUGUACGUGCACGUGUCGGACCGCGAAGCCGGCAACAACAUACUGGUGUGCGUGAACGAAGCGAUCAAGAUCGAGAAGGAGCUCGAGAUGGGCUCGGAACGCAUCAGCCUUUCGCCGCGCGUCGGUUUCGGCGAGGAUGGGGGGCCCGGUUCGGUGAACAAUUCGGGCUCGGACACGACCACCGUUUCGCAGUCGACGGGGACCAGCUACUCGAUGAGCAGCUCGGAUGGCAAAGAGCUGGCGAGCCGGUUUGAUGCGUUGCACCUCAGCAAGGGUGCGGCGGAUGCGAAAAAGAACACCACGCCAACGACAACCACCGCCGGUUCGAAAGCAAUCGCAAAGCUGGCGAAAAUAACGCUCCCCGCCGUCGGGCAGGUGUUUAACGUGAAGGUGACGAUCGCCAACAAUCCGAAGUUUUUCUUCGUCCAGCCGUACGCUUACCUGGAGCAGCUGGACACGCUGAUGCGCGAACUGCAGGACUUUUGCAUGACGAAAGCCCAACCGGUUCGGAAGGAUCAGGUCCGGCCGGGCGAAGCGUACGCGGCCGUCAACAAUCUCGGCCACUGGUACCGUGCCCUGGUGGUGAACAUUAACCCGUUUGGACCGACGCCGAUCCACGCCUACUUUUGUGAUUUCGGACAGGUGCAGCAGCUCGAUGCCGGUGCACUGCGUGUACUGCCGCCCGAGUUUCGCGUACUGCCACAGCAGGCCAUUAAAGCCAAGCUUUACGGUGUAAAACCGCUGCACCACGAUUGGACCAUAUCGGACGCGAUGCGGUUCAAGGAGCUGACCGCUGACAGCAACUUUGCCAGCAUCGUGCGCAGCAUCCAGCCGGACGAGCUCAAUCCGCAGGAGCAACUGAUCGAGCUCGAGCUGAUCGACGUGUCCGGGGAGGACGAUAUAGUGCUGCAUAAAAUACUCGUGGACGAGGGCAGGGCCGUUUAUGCGGCCGAAGCGCACACCGUCUAGAGACGGGAAAAUCUCGACUCCCACCCCCCCAAGCAGGGGUCGUUUGUUGUUGAAGUUGUUUAUCCUUCCCCAUUUUCCCUUUUUUAGAUGUUAAACGAACGAGAAUAUUUAUUGCGUGUGUGUGUGCGUGCGUGAGCGUUGCUAUGCCAACGCCUUCGAACACACACUCACUCACACACUAUGGGAACACAUAUUUAAUUCGCACCGAGAUUUAAAAAUACUUAACGCAUGAUGGAAAAAGGCUUUCGCGCAUAGGAGGGAAGCACCGGCAAGCAUGAAAUAUGCUUGGCAUGAAGCAACGAGAACAGUUGCAGGAUGUUGUUUUUGAUCGUAUUGAUAAGUAGCAUUCCAUUGUAAUGAAUUAUUAUUAUCCUUGAUUGAUUCAAAAGGAACUGGAAGAGAUUUAUUAGCGAAAACCGCAGCAGACUACAGAAACGGAAAAUGUCGCUGCAUUUUGCGUACGAAGAUGCGCAGCAGCCGAAUUGUGCAGACAGAAUUGCACGUCAGAUACAAUUAUGGUUUUAUAAAUGGAACUUCCAACUAACAUCUCUUGGCGUAGCAAGAGACCCUUUUCCCAGAUGAUUGUAUGGAACGGACAAUAACAAUACAAGCUAGAAAUGAUGCUAACGGGAAACGGUCGUUUGCUUUUGGUAUUGAAACGCUGUCUGUUUUCUCAUAUUUAUUUACAUCUCUUUCCAAUGGUUAUGAACCGUUUUGUUCUCUCCUUUUCCCCCCUCAUUUUUAUUAGCUAGAACUACACUCAAUCGAAAGGUAGUGCGAGAAGUGGAUGGAGAACGCACGUGUAAUUUACGCUGAAUUUACGUAUUUGAUCGUAACGAAUGUACUCGAUUUUUACUUGAAUUAAAGAAACAAACAAUCAAAACGCCUGCAGAGUUUGGCGUUUGGCCAGCUAUAUAAUGUCGGUGAAGGAGGAGGAUGAGGAGGAGAAGGGAGUGAGUGAGCGCGAUCUAUUUACUACUAAGAAUUUGAAACGAAAAUUGCCAAAAUUUUGUCUCCUAAAUCUUGCGCUUUCCAUAUACUUCUUUUUUUUUGUUAUACACCAAUAACCUUAUAUGAUACACAAAACGAUAAACACCUUUUCAUUUAGCAAUUAAAGAGAAGGAUUAUAUUUUAACGUAUUUUGCCAAUUGUGGAAUUAUGAAACGUGGGAAAAACGCGUUGGAAAGCAUUGAAUAUUAAGUAGAUAGGUGGCAAUAACUUGCUCGCGCCGGUUUUUUAGCUAUUGCGGAAAUGAAAACAUAAAAACGAUGAUAAGAAAAGUUUGUUGAGAUAAUAAAAGGAGUUCACAAACACUGCAGUGCUUCCUCUGCCGGUUGGCAAUAAUGGACGAUGAGUAGAAAAAGGGUCCAAAUUUUGAAUGGAUUGGGCUAAUGCCAGGAGCUACUAAAGAAAGAGAGAGAGAGAGAGAGGGAGAGAAAGAGAAGGGAACAUUAAACAAGUCAUAGACUUGUUGUUGACUUGUGAUUGUGAUAAACGAAACCGCUGAAACCUUAUGAUAUAUGCCUUGAAAUGUGCAGCUCGAGCUAUAUAUAUAUAUAUACAUAUAGAUACAUAUACAAUUUAUAUACAAACACAACAGAGAAGCUAACCUACGGAAAACUGUUUGCCAAUUUAUGUUCAUUUUUUACAUAUAUAUGAUUUAUAUAUAUAUAGAAAAGGAAGAACACUUAUUUAUGUGUAUUAGCAGUGUGUUGAAUUGUGAUAAGGAGGAAAAUAUGUGUUUUUUAAAUACAAACGAGCCUGCCUUUGUUUGUGCGCGCUUCCAUCUCCUCCAAGCGGGAAAAGGGUAAAUAGGAAGCUAAAAAUGCUUGUUUUUCUUUUUGGCGUUGUGCCUUCCAGUUUUAUAAGAGAGAGGGAGAGAGAGAUAGAGAGAGAGGGCGUUUUUAUAAAAGGUUGCGAUUUGAUUGUUGCUUUUUCGUUGCCUCUUUUUUAUAUGAAUGAGUCGCAUGAGUGAUGAACCAUUGCACGCUUUUGUCGGUUGAAUCUUCCGUUUUUAUAGUAACUUUUUUAUAUUUUUACUUGUUUAGUAAACUCGAAAGUAAACGUCAAUACCACAAUAGAGGCAUAAAUCGGCAAAUGUUAGUGUAAUUAUCUUUUUUGUUCUGGUUUUGAGGAGGUUUUCAUAUAUCUGCUUUAUGCUUUUAUAUUGCACGGUAUACAUAUAUACUCUCUAACAAACUAAACGGAGUAGUUACACUAUAUUUUAAUAGUUUUAAAACAAAACACAAAACUUAUUAUUCGUGCUUUCUUAUACACAUUAAACCGAGAGCGAGAGGGAGAGAGAGAGAAAAAGAACCUCCAACAUCAGUAUCGCAGACACUAAAAACGAUAUAGAUUUCAUGUUUUACAUACAGGUAUCUCACAGUUAUAUAGUGCGCAAAUAUUAUGCAACUCUGAAAAUCAAUCAACAGCAAAAGCAAAAAAGAGCAACGAGAAACAAUAACGGAUGGGAGAACCAUUUAUAUUAUUUACCCUUUCUAGACGGAAAUGCCCGCAUAUAUUAUGUGCCUUAAUCUAGCAGCAGCAGCAUGCGAAACCUAUCAAUCGAACGAAUCCCAAUAUACACACGAGAACGAACUUUACAAAAAAAGAGUAAAAAAAAAACAAAAUAUGA